Messenger RNA from Aspergillus glaucus CBS 516.65, 874 nucleotides. Its product is annotated as mitochondrial 54S ribosomal protein bL28m. Bases 131 to 769 code for a protein of 212 amino acids. Lineage: Eukaryota; Fungi; Ascomycota; Eurotiomycetes; Eurotiales; Aspergillaceae. Gene Ontology annotation, cellular component: mitochondrial large ribosomal subunit. The transcript has a single exon. The record is from RefSeq and is a predicted model, not a curated record. Gene Ontology annotation, molecular function: structural constituent of ribosome.
AAUACCGUUAUCUUCCAGGCGGUGAGCCCGCCCAAAUUCUUUCGAACCAACCACUCUCUCUCCGUCAAUUGAACGACCUUCUCCGGUUUCUUUGGGCUUCCUGUCAUGCCAUAGCUGCUUAUCCGACACAAUGGCAGGAUUACAGACCCGGUCCACCAUGUCCCUCCCGUUCUCGCUCUCUGCGGCCUUCCGCAACCUCUCGUUAACAUCCUCCACUCGCUCAUUCUCCACGACUACCGCCGCUCAAAAGACGAAGACACUACCCGACUACAUUCCUCCUUAUCCCUGCGGCCCGAACUAUGUCUACAAGCAAUCGAAUACAGGAUUGUAUGGGGGUGCGAUGAUCCAGUUCGGAAACAAGAUCUCGCAAGGGCGAAAUGAGGGCAAGACCCGACGCAUGUGGAAACCGAACGUCCGGCGAAAGAAGCUUUGGAGCGAUGCGCUAGAGGACUUCGUGUUUAUCAAGAUCACACGGAAAGCACUGCGGACUAUCAGAAAGUCUGGUGGACUCGACAACUACCUUUUGGACGACCGGCCGGGCCGUGUGAGGGAGAUGGGUAUUUUCGGAUGGCAAUUGAGAUGGCAGUUGAUGCAGACUCCGAAGAUUCAAGAGCAAUUCCGGGAGGAGAGGAAACGACUGGGAUUACCGGAGCCUCAGUCCUUUGAGGAGUUCGUGAAGCAAAAGGAGGCUGAGGCGCAAGCGAAGGGCGAGGACAAGACCAACAUCAAGGACGAAACGCAGCCAAUUUACAACGAGAAGCUGUACUAAUCGGCUCUCUUGACGGAGACAUAACGUGAAUGAUCGAACGGUUCUCAAAAUUCCGGCGACAAUCGGAUAGGCGUCUGUAUUACUAUUUCGACAAAUGCUGUCCAC